GUCAGACUGACAUUUAUAGGUUUGGAUUUAAAGGUGGGAGGAAGUGAUGAACACAGACAGCAGCAGCGUCUGUCAGAGUCUUCAGACGGAGGAGGAGGACGUCUCUCUGACCUCAUCUGGACGGGACUUUAACAGGUCGCCGUUGCAAAUGAGAACCUGUUCUCAACGGCCUACCUGGAUGAGUGAGUUUCUCCACCCACAACUUGACAACUACCUUUGCAAAGUGAGAGCAGCUGGGAUGUUAUGCAGAAUGGAAAAGUUGUUUAGCCGGGCUGUGGAUCCAGAAACUUUACACCUUGCCCAGAGCAGCAGCACAGACCAGACUCUCCUGAACCUGAACCAGCUGUGUGUCCAUCAAGAGCCACCAGUCCAUGGAUCCACCUUAAGUGUUUAAAGGACAGCUUCCUGCAGAGACUCACAGGAAACCAUGAUGACGGCAGUGGACCUUUUCAACACUCUGGAGGAUUUAAAAGAAGAUGAAUUUAAGCAAUUCAAAUGGUUUCUGCAGCAGCAGGACAUCCUGGAAGGCUACCAAAGCAUCAAAGUGUCCAAGUUGGAGAAUGCAGAAAGACAGGACACAGUGGAUGUGAUGGUUAAAACCUUUCAACUUCAUGGAGCUCUAAAGGUGACCAAGAAGGUUUUAGAGAAGAUCAACAGGAAUGAUCUGGUCCAGAGUCUGCCAGACACCAGCUCAGGACCAGAAGAGUCAGUGAAUGUCAAUGAUGCUGGAAAGGCUUCAGAGAACAGAGGAACUCCCUCCUCUCAGAGCAAAGACGGGAUUGUUCCAGUACCAAAGCCACCACGACACAUCUCAUAUUAUCAACAAAAGCUUCGGCCAAACCUCCAAAAUGAGUUUUUGUGUGCACAAGAGGGUUGGGCACAGAACAAAGAUGGGCGACCUCUGGAUGAUAUCUACACAGAUCUGUACAUCAAAGCUACUGGUGAUGUACACAUCAACACACAGCAUGAGGUCAGGCAGAUUGAGACAGUGAAGCCAACAGAUACAGAGACAACAAUUACACCUUGUGACAUGUUCAAACACCCUUCUGUAAAAAAGAGACCCAUAAGAACAGUACUGACCAAUGGAAUCGCAGGAAUUGGAAAAACAUUUCUUGUGCACAAGUUUGUGUUGGACUGGGCGGAAGGAAGAGCCAAUCAAGAUGUGCAUCUCGUUUUCCCCUUCACCUUCCGCCAGCUGAAUUUAAAGAAGGGGGAAAAGUGGUGUUUGGCAGAGCUCAUUCAUGAAUGUAUCUGGGAGACCAGAGACAUCAAGGAAGAAGCUCUUAAUCACAUUUUUACAGCUCUGCAGUCAUCAGGAAACACCAACUAUGACAGGAGCGAAUUCAAACUUCUGUUUGUUUUGGAUGGACUGGAUGAGAGCCGCCUUGAUCUGGACUGCUCCACCAAUUAAAACCAGACAGUUAAAAUUGAUGUGACAGCGCCGACCUCAGUGGACGAGCUGCUGACAAACCUCAUCAAGAAGAAACUUCUUCCCUCUGCUCGCAUCUGGAUAACCACACGACCUGCAGCAGCCAAUCAGAUCCAUUCUGAUUUUGUAGACAUCAUGACGGAGGUCAGAGGGUUCACUGACCCACAGAAGGAGGAGUACUUUAGAAAGAGAUUCACAGAUCAGGAGCGGGCCAGCAGAAUCAUCUCCCACAUCAAGACAACACGAAGCCUCCACAUUAUGUGCCACAUCCCAGUCUUCUGCUGGAUCACUGCUACAGUUCUAGAGGAAUUGAUCAAAACCAGAGAGGGAGGAGAGCUGCCCAAGACCCUGACUGAGAUGUACGCAGAAUUCCUGGUGUUUCAGAUUCAUCAGACAAAAGAGAAGUAUGACCCAGAAGAGUGCAUUCAGUACAUUGAGUCAUUAGCAAAACUGGCUUACCAUCAGCUGGAAAAGGGCAACCUGAUCUUCUACGAGAAAGAUCUAGAAAAGAGUGGCAUUGAUGUCAGUGGAGCCUCAGUGUGCUCAGGAGUGUUCACAGAGAUCUUCAAAGAGCAACGUGGGAGGAAGGAUGAUAAAAAAAAGAUGUUUAGCUUCAUCCAUCUGAGUGUUCAAGAGUUUCUGGCUGCUAUUCAUGUAGAGAGCGAAGUCAUUAACAGAAACAAGAAUGUGAUGUUCGGGCAAAGUAUCUUCAAAAAAGUGUGGGAAGUUUUCAGCAGAACAUCAACGACAGAGGUCCACAGGUUUGCUAUUGACAAGGCCUUACAGAGUCCAAUCGGCCACCUGGACUUGUUCCUUCGCUUCCUCCUGGGUCUUUCUCUGCAGACCAAUCAGGAUCUUCUCAAAGACCUGCUGGCUCAGACAGGAAGUAGCUCACAGACCAAUCAGGAAACAGUCAACUAUAUCAAGAAGAAGAUCAGUGAGAAUCUGUCUCCAGAGAAAAGCAUCAAUCUGUUCCACUGUCUGAAUGAACUGAAUGAGCAUUCUCUAGUGGAGGAGAUCCAACAGUACCUGAGUUCAGGAAGUCUCACCACAGAUAAUCUGUCUCCUGCUCAGUGGUCAGCUCUGGGCUUCAUCUUACUGUCAUCAGGAAACAAUCUGGACGUGUUUGACCUGAAGAAAUACUCUGCUUCAGAUGAGGCUCUUCUGAGACUGCUGCCAGUGGUCAAAGCCUCCAAAAAAGCUCUGCUGAGUGGCUGUAACCUGUCAGAGAGCAGCUGUGAAGCUCUGUCCUCAGUUCUCAGCUCCAAGUCCUUUAGUCUGAGAGAGCUGGACCUGAGUAACAACGACCUAAAGGAUUUAGGAGGAAAACUGCUUUCUACUGGAGUGAGGAGUCCACACUGUACACUGGAGAUUCUCAGGCUGAGUGGCUGUAAUCUGUCAGAGAGAAGCUGUGAAGCUCUUUCCUCAGUUCUCAGCUCCAAAUACUCUAGUCUGAGAGAGCUGGACCUGAGUAACAAUGACCUAAAGGAUUCAGGAGGGAAGCUGCUUUCUACUGGAGUGAAGAGUCCACACUAUACACUGGAGAUUCUCAGACUGAGUGGCUGUAACCUGUCAGAGAGAAGCUGUGAAGAUCUGUCCUCGGUUCUUAGCUUAGAGUCCUCUAGUCUGAGAGAGCUGGACCUGAGUAACAACAAUCUGAAAGAUUCAGGAGGAAAGCUGCUCUCUGCUGGACUAAAGAAUCAAUGCAACAGGUACAACGCUUUUUUUGGAACUUGAUGCCAGGGGUCCUCGACCAUGCAUCAGACAUUUGACGAGUAGGGAGUGAGACUGUGUUGAAAAAGGAGGAACUGGAGGUUGUGAAGUUUGCCCUA
Perca fluviatilis (European perch) is the source of this 3261-nucleotide messenger RNA. RefSeq names its product NACHT, LRR and PYD domains-containing protein 12-like. Gene Ontology annotation, molecular function: protein binding. Lineage: Eukaryota; Metazoa; Chordata; Actinopteri; Perciformes; Percidae. The record is from RefSeq and is a predicted model, not a curated record. The transcript is spliced from 10 exons.